AUGAAGUCAAGAGCUGUGUGUUGGACUCAAUUCACAAAGUUCAAUGCCCCAGACGGAUACAAGAUGUCAAGGUGUAUGAAGUGUGGGAAGGAGUAUGAGGCCGAUCCAUUUCUUAAUGGAACCAAUGAGAUGAAUGUUCAUAUGCGAAAAGGUUGUGGUGACGAAAAAGGUACUACUCAACAACUAUUGAACUUAGGAAAAACUGGGGUACAAGGUGCUGGUACUUUAACGAACUGGAAGUUUGAUCAAGAAGCUACUAGAAAAGGAUUAGCUUACAUGCUCAUUGUUGAUGAAAAACCAUUCAAGUUCGUUGACGGGAUGGGGUUUAAGUACUUCAUGUCACUAUGCUGCCCUAUGUUCAAUAUUGCUUCUAGAAGAACAAUUACUAGGGAUUGUUUUGCCUUCUAUAGUGAAAUGAAAGACAAGUUGAAAAGGUUUUUUCAAAUUUGUGAAUGA
Linum trigynum is the source of this 456-nucleotide messenger RNA. The record is from the annotation of a GenBank genome assembly. NCBI's taxonomy places the organism in Eukaryota, Viridiplantae, Streptophyta, Magnoliopsida, Malpighiales, Linaceae.